Molecule: messenger RNA, 833 nt
Organism: Tarenaya hassleriana
Lineage: Eukaryota; Viridiplantae; Streptophyta; Magnoliopsida; Brassicales; Cleomaceae
Exons: 2
Coding region: 131-409 (92 amino acids)
Source: RefSeq, a predicted model, not a curated record
UGCUUUCACCUUCUCCACCGUCUCUCUCUCUCUUUCUCCGUGAAUCGAAUCACACGCAGCGAUUCAUUUUGCUCCACGGUUUUCGAAUCUGAUCGAGAACUCUCGAUAAUUUCCGUCUGAGAGAUUAGAGAUGGCUUCGUACUAUGCCGGGCUCUUUGGAAACGAGGAGCCACACUUCCUUGAAUCAUGUUCUCUCUGCCGCAAGCCCCUUGGUCUUAAGUCCGACAUCUACAUGUACAGAGGCGACACGGCGUUUUGUAGCGAAGACUGCAGACAGGAACAGAUAGAGUCAGAUGAAGCCAAGGAGAGGAGCAGGAAGAAAUCUGCCAGAUCUCUCCGGAAAUCGGCGGAAUCCAAAGAUUCAGCUUCCGGCAAAAACGUACGGACAGGAACUCUCGUGGUGGCCUGAGUUAUGUUAUAUACAUACAUAUAUCAAGAAGCAACACUUCCUCCUCGAAGCUUUAUGGUUGUCUGUCUGCAAAAGUUUUGUUUUUUAAUCUUUUUUUCCCUUUCUGAAUCGUUUUGGGAUCUAAAUGGGUGGGGAAGUAGCAGCACUCGGAGAAUCUGACUGAUAUCCGAUAUGAGAGCUUCUAGAUUUUCUCUCUGUAUAUUGAUAUGGAGCUUGAGAAAUCAAGAGAGGUCGAUGGAGAUGCCAAAUCGUUGGCUCUGAAAGUUCUCUCUCUCUCUCUCUCUCUCUCUCUCUCUCUCUCUCUCUGUUAAAAGUGAGUUUUUAUCUUGCGAUGAAACGUUUCUCGAUCCACAUAUGAUCGAAGAAGAGUGACAAAAAAUCACCAAGAACAACCAUAAAAGAAGGCGUUUUCCCUUGGAUUCGA